AUGUCGUGUGACUUCUACAAUAAUUCCGAUGUGACAUGCCGAAUGAAAGCACAAUUAGCCGCACAGAACUGGUUCACAUAUCAAAUCGAUAAAACGAAUAUGUACCAAGACUGUUACUAUCAACGCCAACUUCUCAGAGACAAAGUGGCUACACUUGGAUUAACGCACCCAAAUAACUAUGCAUCGUCAGAUCCUUGGAACGGUUAUCCCUGUCGGGCUAGCGAUUCUACAUCAGAUUAUUUGUACAAUGAUAAUGUACAAAAUGCCCUACACGCUAAAGUUCCAUUCAGGACGUGUUCGCAUUUUAAUCGUGAUACUUUGGCGACAGACUUAACGGACGAUUUGAAAAAUGUACUGAACAGUGACUACUACACCACUCGUAAUAUGUCUAUAUUGUUCUAUAAUGGCGAUCUAGACACCACUAACAAUUUCUUGAGUGCACAAAAUUUUGUUCGCAAUUUCGCUACUGCACAAGGAUUCAGUGCUACUAGAACGGACACAUGGCUUGCCAACUAUUAUCGUGGAAUCUAUAACGACACAGAUGGUGGUCUACGAACACUCUACACCGCAAAUUUGCAUGUCCUCUCAAUUCGGGGUGCCGGCCAAUCAGCGGCUCUCACGCGACCUGCGCAAACGUUGCAAGUCGUGCGCAAUUUUAUCCGUGGUCUAAGCUAUGAUAAUUGCCUAAGUGCUCUAAACCUGGGAGCUGCAUCUCUUCGGCCUGAGUACAGCCAACAGCUUAAUCCUAAUACUAAACGAAUGGAUGCCGAUAGGAUUGUGAAUCUACCGGGUCUGACAUUCGAAACAAAUUUCAGGCAAUAUUCUGGGUAUCUGCGAGGUUCAGAUAAACAUAUGCUGCAUUAUUGGCUUGUGGAAAGUCAGCACAAUGCUUCGACUGCGCCGCUCCUUUUAUGGCUAAAUGGUGGUCCUGGCAGCAGCUCCAUAUGGGGAAUGCUCACAGAAAACGGCCCAUUCCGCCCCAAUAAAGAUGGCAAAACUCUAUAUGAGAAUAUUUUUUCAUGGAAUAAGUUUGCAAAUAUAUUGUACUUGGAAGCUCCGCAUAAUGUCGGCUAUUCGUAUUCGACGCAGCCGAAUGAUAAUGCAUAUACCGAUGAUCAGACUGCCGAUGAAAACUACAACGCGCUGAAGGAUUUUUUCAGCAUCUAUCCUAUGUACGCACAAAAUCAAAAUCCUUUUUUCAUCACUGGUGAAUCAUAUGGCGGAGUUUACAUACCAACACUUACAAGAAGAGUUUUGCGUGGGAUAUACGAGAAAGAUUUGAUGAUCAAUUUUAAGGGUAUCGCAAUAGGAAACGGUGAGCUGACAACGAAACACCAAGUAAAUUCUGUAAUCUUCCAACUCUACACAUAUGGAUUAGUUGGUCAAACCGAAUACGAUAAUCUAACUGCAAGAUGUUGCCCUGGAGUUGUUGAUACCACGAAAUGCGAUUUCUACACUCCUUAUAUCUACUUCGAUUACCUGGGUAACUAUCUUCCAAAAGAUGGUGCCGACCAAUGGUGUGCUCAACAGAUCCUCAAAAUCGUCAAUGACCAAGUUUGGCAAUCGCUUAACGAUCCAUACAACAUCUACCAAGACUGCUACCAAACACCAUUGGACAACUCGUCCUCAGCCGAUAAUAUUGCUUCCACAAAUCCUUACAUCAAUCGCAUCUCGUCCGACUCCUUGAACGGGUUCCCAUGUUGGUGUGAUCAAGCCGCUACCGUAUACAUGAAUCAGCCAGAAGUGCGAAGAGCGCUUCACAUUCCGGAUACUGUAGGAAGUUGGCAAACGUUCAACAAUGAUCUCAACACCAAGUACUACAAUCGAAGUUAUUUCGAGUUAGAUGGCGAAUUAAAGUACAUACUUUCGAAUACUUUUUACAAAGAAUACAACAUGCGCACAUUAAUUUACAAUGGCGACACGGAUCAAGUUUGUAAUCAUUUGGGAGAUCAAUGGCUUAUUGAAGACGUUGCUGCGAAUCUGUCGUUAUCGGUUACCCAACAACGUCAACCGUGGUUCUACAAAACAUCACCACGAUAUCGAGCACAACUUGCUGGUUUUCAUAAGUCCUUCUCAAACAAUCUACAUCUCGUUACGGUGAAAGGAUCCGGUCAUUUGGUGCCUAUGGAUCGUCCUGGACCAGCGCUGCAAAUGAUUUACAAUUUUGUCAUGGCAACCGACCUCGGCAACAUCUCAAAGUAUUUACCAUUCUCCUUGGUCCCUGCCCCAUUGAAGCCCGAAUAUUCGGACCUGCAAACUUGCUCGUCGACAGCUUAUCCUGCACCGUCUCCGCUGCCCGUGAUAACUAUGCCGACACUGACUUCAAAGGCUGAAGACACUGCACGGGUAUCGAACAAAAUCCGGUUCAACACUGACACAUCCGGCUUAACGGAAAAGGCAAAGCAGGAUAUAAUUACAUCUUUACCUGGAGUUACUUUCAACGUCACCUUCCGGCAAUUUUCUGGAUAUCUGACUUCAAGUGCAUACCCCCAAAACCAUUUAUUCUACUGGUUCAUGGAGUCCCAGAACGAUCCUGUACGUGACCCAGUAGUUUUAUGGCUCAAUGGUGGUCCAGGCUGCAGCUCAUUGGGAGGUCUUCUCGAAGAACUUGGGCCCUUCCAUAAUAAUAAUGACAAUGGCUCAACUCUGUAUGAAAACGUUUUCUCAUGGAAUAAGGCAACUAAUGUGUUAUUUUUGGAAGCACCCGUUGGUGUUGGUUUCUCAUAUACUGAUGAUCCCAACUAUUACUGGUCAGAUGAUACGACUGCCGACAACAAUGCCGAAGUCGUAAAGUACUUUUUCGAUGAAGUGUUUCCCCAAUACAAGAAAAAUGAAUUUUUCGUCACGGGUGAGAGUUAUGCCGGAGUUUAUGCGCCUACUCUAGCACUUCGACUAGUGCAGUUGAUCGAUAAAGGGGAUUUCAACGGAAAUUUCAAGGGAAUGGCUAUUGGAAAUGGCAUUUUGAGCGAAUAUCUUCAGCAAAAUUCAGAAAUUCCGCUGCAGUAUGGCAGAGGUUUUAACGGGAUUGAUGAUUGGAACCUACUCACUCAGUACUGUACUCAUAAUCAAUCGAAUCCUAUUUACUUCGACUAUUCGAGCACCAAUAGAACUUCACAAUGCUCUUUUGCACAACAAAAAUAUGAAGAAGUUCAAGAAUACAGCGAUGAUCCCUACAAUAUCUAUCAAGACUGCUAUCAGGAAUCCGUUUCUAUGGAUAAGCUUACGAGAAAACAAUCAAAAAUUGCGGGAAGAAGAAGAAAAGCUGCUCUAAGGCGAAAAGCUGCCCUAGGGCUAAAGGCAGAAGCUGCACCCAUAUUUACGGACAACAAUGAAAAAUCUUGGUACGGUUCAACGGAUGCUUUCCACGGUUUUCCCUGCUUCAAUGACGACAAUAUGCAGACGUACCUGAAUCGCGAUGACGUCGUAACAAGCAUCCAUGCAAAACUCGUCCACAACCAGAUGUGGACCGAUUGCAGUGAUCUGGACUACAACGAGCAGAAGACCUACUACGAUAUGACGGAUACCAUACAAGAAAUUAUGUUCUCUAAGGCUUACACAGCCAAUGACAUGAGAUUGAUGUUCUAUAAUGGGGAUGUGGAUACAGUAUGCCAAUUUCUUGGGGAUCAAUGGUUUAUCGAGAACCUUGUACAAUUAAGGAACAUGUCAACAUUUAUGGAAAGACAACCAUGGACAUAUCAACAAGCGCCACAGUUUAUGCCAACAAUUGCUGGUUAUGUGAAAGCAUGGUCCGAAAAUGUCGUACAGCUGACAGUCAAGGGUUCCGGUCACUUUGUACCCAUGGAUCGACCCGCGCAAACACUUCAAAUGCUCGUCAAUUUCUUGAGGAAUAACUACAAUUACAGUACACCUAUUUUUGACGUUGACACAACUCCGCAGCCUACAAGUUCUACUCCAGUGUCACCUCCUAAUUGCACGCGCAAAGUGGGUUAUUGCAUCAAACAUGCCUUCGGCCAAUCACGAGCGAGUUUAUCAUUGCAGAAAACCGAUCGAAUCGUAUCGAUGCCUGGUUUAGAUUGGAGCUUGCCUUUCAAACAAUAUUCAGGAUUCUUUAAAGGAUCUGACACACAUAUGCUGCACUACUGGCUUGUGGAAUCAGAGCUUGUGGACCCAGCUACUGCACCGCUGCUUCUAUGGCUCAAUGGUGGACCAGGAUCAAGCUCCUUGGAAGGUUUAUUUUUCGAAAAUGGACCAUUCAGAAUUGGGAAAGACGGCAUAACCGUGACAAGUAACCCUUAUUCCUGGAAUAAGUUCGCUAAUGUACUGUAUUUGGAGUCGCCGGUAGGUGUUGGCUACUCGUACUCAACAGAUGGUGUAUUGCCACAAUAUUCAGACGAGUUGGUGAGUUCAAUAGUACCAGCCAAUCCCAUGCGAACUGCUACGGAAAACUAUGCAGCCUUGGUGGAUUUCUUCAGUCUCUAUCCGGAAUAUCGUGGUCGACCCUUUUAUACCACUGGUGAAUCCUACGCUGGGGUCUACAUCCCAACCCUUUCUGCUUUACUAAUACAAGGAAUCCAAAACGGAACGCUAGACAUAAAUUACAAGGGCUUAGCUGUAGGAAAUGGAGUGCUGAGUAAAGUACAUGACAUGAAUUCCUUGUUCCACCUUUCAUACUACCAUGGACAACUGACAUACGAGAACUACACAACAAUAAUAUCGCUUUGCUGUAAGAAUGUGACAGAUGAGUUGGACUGUCGCUUAGAUUCUAAUAUUACGUCGUGGAAUGGAAUGAUUUUGGGUGGUAAUCCACAUGACCCCUGUUAUAUUCAUAUGAUCCAUCAAGGAAUUGACAUCUUGUUGAAAGAAUUUGAUCCUUACAACCUUUACCAGCAAUGCUAUACACUGAAAUCUAGCAAUAUAACUACCUCCGUAGGAGAUACAUGGACUGGAAACAACUACGACUCAUCUGAUCCAUAUAUGGGCUACUACUGCUACAUGAAUGAUGCUCUUAGUAAUUAUUUGAACCUCAAUUCUGUGAAAAGUGCUCUAAACAUUCCAGCAGCGGCUUCGAAAUGGGUGGCUGACGGCGGUAUCAUUGCUGUCUACAACCAGACCAAUCCAUCUGCUGCGCCUUCAUUCGACUACAUUAUCAACAGCCCCUAUUAUAACGCUAGGAAUUUUACGAUAUUGCUCUACAGUGGAGAUGUUGAUACUAUGUGCAAUUGGAUGGGUGCAGAAUGGUUUACCACCGAAUAUUUUGCAAGCAAUCUUGGUUUACCUUUACCAGCACGAAAUCCGUGGAUAUACCAAACUGAUCCGAAUAACUACCCAACACUGGGUGGUUUUGCCAGGAAAUAUGCGAAAAAUAUUGAUGUACUGACCGUAAAAGGCUCCGGGCAUUUUGUACCAUUGGAUCGGCCAAUGCAAGCUCUUCAAAUGAUCUACAAUUGGAUCAAUAGAGCCGACUACAGUACCCCAUUCAACAUUACCCAACCAACAACCGCUCCUACCCCCACCACGAUAACCACGCCCAUCGCUACCCAAUCCACAGCAACUGCAGCCACAAAUUCUAGAACGCCAGCGAAUAUUCUCACUAGUGUGCAAAGUGCUCCUCCUAUAACUGAAUAUACAGUAACACCAACCACAGGUGGAAUAUCAAAUCUCAGCGUGUUACAGGGUUUGAUGUUAUUUGUUGUUUUACGGAUACUGAUCUAA
Cylicocyclus nassatus is the source of this 5673-nucleotide messenger RNA. NCBI's taxonomy places the organism in Eukaryota, Metazoa, Nematoda, Chromadorea, Rhabditida, Strongylidae. The record is from the annotation of a GenBank genome assembly.